This is a messenger RNA of Morus notabilis, 1366 nucleotides long. RefSeq names its product acyl-protein thioesterase 2. The coding region runs from base 350 to 1126 and encodes 258 amino acids. Lineage: Eukaryota; Viridiplantae; Streptophyta; Magnoliopsida; Rosales; Moraceae. The transcript has 10 exons. The record is from RefSeq and is a predicted model, not a curated record. Gene Ontology annotation, molecular function: hydrolase activity.
UAUAGUGGCUUUAAAUGUAGAUUAUUUAUUGUUAUAUUCUUGGGUUGCUGUAGUUGAAGUGCUUUUACUUUGCCCAGUGUCCACAAGCAUAGAUUCUCUCUUUCUCAAUCUGUGUGCAUUUGGAAGCUCAGACUUGUGGCUUAUAACUCAUUUUUCUCCGUUAAAUUGUUGCGGGAUUCUUUGCUCAUAAAAAAGACUCUCUGCUUUCGCCCCCUGUCCUUUCUCCUUUUCAUGGGUGCCUUUCAUUUUCUCAUUAUUUUUUAGGAUAUUUCAUAACUGGGGAACUCACCACAAUCGUUUUGUUUGCAACAAAAGGAUUGUUUAUUCUAUAUAUUUGGGUUGAAGAAUAAUGAGCUACAAUAAUCCUAGUAGCGGUUCUGGUAGUAGAAGUGCUAGAAGGACAUUUGAGUUUGGAAGAACACAUGUGGUCAGGCCUAAAGGGAAACACCAGGCAACUAUAGUUUGGCUUCAUGGCCUUGGUGACAAGGGCUCAAGCUGGUCGCAGCUUUUGGAAACCCUUCCUCUUUCAAAUAUUAAGUGGAUUUGUCCUACUGCUCCUACUCGCCCAGUAGCAUUAUUUGGUGGAUUCUCUUGCACAGCUUGGUUUGAUGUGGGCGAUAUUUCAGAAGAUGCCCCUGACGAUUUGGAGGGGUUAGAUGCUUCAGCUGCGCAUGUCGCAAAUCUUUUAUCGACAGAACCCGCUGGCAUCAAACUUGGUAUUGGGGGCUUCAGCAUGGGUGCAGCAACAGCCCUCUACUCCACAACCUGCCGUGUUCUUGGGAAAUUUGGUAAUGGAAACUUGUAUCCAGUCGACCUAAGUGCAAUUGUUGGUCUAAGUGGCUGGCUUCCAGGCUCAAGAACCUUGAGGAAUCAGAUGGAGGGUUCACUGGAGGCUGCAAGGCGCGCAGCAUCUGUUCCCAUUUUGAUGUGCCAUGGCUUAGUUGAUGAUGUGGUCGCCUAUCAGCUCGGACAGAAAUCUGCUCAGGCCUUGUCCUCGGCAGGAUUUCGAAAUCUAACGUUUAGAACCUACAACGCGAUGGGACACUACACAAUCCCUGAGGAGACUGACGAAGUUUGUAAUUGGCUAACAGUAACUUUGGGGCUUGAGGGGUCCCGAGCUUACUAGAAGAAAAAGAUGAUCUUUAACGGUUAGCAUAACUAUACGAGACUAUAUAAUAGAUAUGGAUAUGGGUAUUGCGGCAUAGUGAAAUGUAGCAGCAUGGCUUGAGCUUGUAUAAAGCCGUCUCAUCUCUUCUACCGUCUCUCUCUCUCUCUCUCUCUCUCUCUCUUCACAUCUACUAAAUUUUGUUGUUCCAAUAAUAAUAAGUUUUACCUUGUAAUAUGUUAUUUCAGAUUUCGAAUAUCA